Messenger RNA from Setaria italica (foxtail millet), 1196 nucleotides. RefSeq names its product probable phytol kinase 2, chloroplastic. The record is from RefSeq and is a predicted model, not a curated record. The transcript is spliced from 7 exons. The coding region runs from base 234 to 1091 and encodes 285 amino acids. Gene Ontology annotation, molecular function: kinase activity. Lineage: Eukaryota; Viridiplantae; Streptophyta; Magnoliopsida; Poales; Poaceae.
CCUCGACACGUUCUGCCGCGUCGCCGUCAGCGUCCUUCUCACUCCUCCACUCCACCCGCCGGAUCUUCCUCGCAUCGAGCACGGAAAGCCAGCCGCCCUCACCUCUGCCGCAAACCACACCGUGCAUCUCCAUCCUCUUUCUGCCGCCGGAUCCAGAUGACGCAGGCCUCCGCUGAGUCUGCAGAUUCAUCCAAGCCCAGCAGGAAGGUCAGCAGCAAGAGAGAGUGGAGACCAUGUGGACGGAGAACCCGGUGGUCCGGGACGCCGGCGCCGCCGUGCUCUCCGGAGUCGCCGUGGCUGUCGUGCUCCGCUUCUGGGAGGAGGUCGCCAGCCGCGCGCUGCUGGAUCAGAAACUUUGCAGGAAACUGGUGCACAUAACUGUUGGAUUAGUGUAUUUCCUCAUGUGGCCUCUGUUCAGUUCAGAUGAUGUGUAUGCCCCGUUUCUUGCUCCGCUUAUCUUCGUGAUCAACAUCGUAAAGGUGACAGUGAUUGGGCUUGGUGUGGUUAAAGAUGAAGGUGUGGUUAACUCGAUGACCAGGCAUGGGGACUGCAGAGAACUUCUCAAGGGCCCAUUGUAUUACGCUUGUGCUAUAACCCUGACAACAAUGGUCUUCUGGAGGACAUCACCCAUCUCAAUCGCCGUGAUCUGCAAUUUGUGUGCCGGAGAUGGUGUUGCUGACAUAGUUGGGAGACGAUUCGGGCAGGUGAAGCUCCCUCACAACCCUGAAAAAUCGUAUGCUGGAAGCAUCGCGAAUUUCAUGGCUGGUUUCAUCGCAUCAGUGUUGUUCAUGUGCUACUUCAACAUCUUCGGGUUCGUUGACAAGAGCUGGGCUAUGGUUGGUGCCUUCGGUGUCGUAUCCCUGGCUGCAGCGGUUGUGGAGUCGCUGCCCAUCAGCACACGCCUUGACGACAACCUGACGGUUCCUCUCGCAUCCGUGCUGGUGGGUGCCCUGGUUUUCUACUUGGUUGGAGCCACGAACCUGUGCUGCUUCAUGAGCAGCGGUACCCAAGACAGCAGCAGCAGAAGCAUUUCAGCAAUCGUUGAUCAGUGGUGGUUAUUCGCAGGCAGCAGCUACGCUAGCAGCUGGUGAUCGACCACGUGAUACAGCUGCAAACUGCAGAGGUUGAUUGAAUCAUGAUAUGUGUUGGUUACCUUAUGAAUUUUAUCAGUAAAAACAUGUGCUUGUGACUUGAAA